AUGAUGAAAGAUAGUAAGGUCGAGGCUAAGAGCAGCAAAGGCGCUACUCUUAAUGAGCUCAUCGAGCUUAAGGGCUCUUCGUCCUGCUUGUUUUUCGAGUGUAGGAAGCAUAAAGAUCUUUACAUGUGGAUGGUCAAGUCCCCUAGUGGACCUUCUGUUAAGUUCUUGGUUAACGCUGUUCACACAAUGGAGGAGCUGAAACUCACUGGGAAUCAUCUGAAAGGGUCACGUCCUCUCUUGACGUUCUCAUCCAAUUUUGAUAAAGAUGCACACUGGAAACUUCUGAAGGAGAUGUUAACACAGAUAUCGGUACCUCAUAACGAGACAGACAAGAUUGCAAGAGGUGGUCUGGAUAAGAUGACCCUUGUCGAGAUAUUCGGAGGCAGCUUUGGAGGUCCAACGCUUUACGAGAACCCAUUCUAUGUAUCACCAAACCAGAUUCGAGCGUUGGAGAAAAGAAACAAAGCAGGGAAGUUUGCCAAGAAAAUCAAGGCGAAAACGAGAAGGAAGAUGCAUGAACUCUCCAACCCAUUGGAGCCUGAUGAGUUUGCAGACAUGUGGAAGGAUGAUGAAUGA
Messenger RNA from Thlaspi arvense, 576 nucleotides. NCBI's taxonomy places the organism in Eukaryota, Viridiplantae, Streptophyta, Magnoliopsida, Brassicales, Brassicaceae. The record is from the annotation of a GenBank genome assembly.